This is a messenger RNA of Rangifer tarandus platyrhynchus (Svalbard reindeer), 2841 nucleotides long. The record is from the annotation of a GenBank genome assembly. NCBI's taxonomy places the organism in Eukaryota, Metazoa, Chordata, Mammalia, Artiodactyla, Cervidae.
AUGACGGACUCCAAGUAUUUCACCACGACUAAGAAAGGGGAGAUCUUUGAGCUGAAGGCGGAGCUGAACAGUGACAAGAAGGAGAAGAAGAAGGAGGCGGUGAAGAAAGUGAUCGCGUCCAUGACUGUGGGCAAAGAUGUCAGUGCCCUCUUCCCCGACGUGGUGAACUGUAUGCAGACGGACAACCUGGAGCUGAAGAAGCUGGUGUACCUGUACUUGAUGAACUACGCCAAGAGUCAGCCCGACAUGGCCAUCAUGGCUGUCAACACCUUUGUGAAGGACUGUGAGGACCCCAACCCCCUCAUCCGGGCCCUGGCGGUACGGACCAUGGGCUGCAUCCGCGUUGACAAGAUCACAGAGUACCUAUGCGAGCCACUCCGGAAGUGCCUGAAGGACGAGGACCCCUAUGUGCGCAAGACGGCGGCCGUGUGCGUGGCCAAGCUCCACGACAUCAAUGCCCAGCUGGUAGAGGACCAGGGCUUCUUGGACACCCUCAAAGACCUCAUCUCUGACUCUAACCCCAUGGUGGUGGCGAACGCGGUGGCCGCCCUCUCGGAGAUCGCCGAGUCUCACCCCAGCAGCAACCUGCUCGACCUGAACCCGCAGUCUAUCAACAAGCUGCUCACAGCCCUGAACGAGUGCACCGAGUGGGGCCAGAUCUUCAUCCUGGACUGCCUGGCCAGCUACACACCCAAGGACGACCGGGAGGCCCAGAGCAUCUGUGAGCGGGUCACCCCCAGGCUGUCCCACGCCAACUCUGCCGUGGUGCUGUCGGCCGUGAAGGUGCUGAUGAAGUUCAUGGAGAUGCUGUCCAAGGACCUCGACUACUACGGCACGCUGCUCAAGAAGUUGGCGCCGCCCCUGGUCACGCUGCUGUCAGCCGAGCCUGAGCUGCAGUAUGUGGCCCUGAGAAACAUCAACCUCAUCGUGCAGAAGAGGCCUGAGAUCCUGAAGCACGAGAUGAAGGUGUUCUUUGUGAAGUACAAUGACCCCAUCUACGUGAAGCUGGAGAAGCUAGACAUCAUGAUCCGCCUGGCCUCCCAGGCCAACAUCGCCCAGGUGUUGGCGGAGCUGAAAGAGUACGCGACCGAGGUGGAUGUGGACUUCGUACGGAAGGCUGUGCGCGCCAUCGGCCGUUGUGCCAUCAAGGUGGAGCAAUCUGCCGAGCGCUGCGUGAGCACGCUGCUCGAUCUCAUCCAGACCAAAGUCAACUACGUGGUGCAGGAAGCCAUCGUGGUCAUCAAGGACAUCUUCCGCAAGUACCCCAACAAGUACGAGAGCGUGAUCGCCACACUGUGUGAGAACCUAGACUCCCUGGACGAGCCCGAGGCGCGCGCCGCCAUGAUCUGGAUCGUGGGCGAGUACGCUGAGCGGAUCGACAACGCGGACGAGCUGCUGGAGAGCUUCCUGGAGGGCUUCCACGACGAGAGCACCCAGGUGCAGCUGCAGCUGCUGACGGCUAUCGUGAAGCUCUUUCUGAAGAAGCCGACAGAGACCCAGGAGCUGGUGCAACAGGUCCUCAGCUUGGCCACGCAGGAUUCAGACAACCCGGACCUGCGGGACCGCGGCUACAUCUACUGGCGCCUGCUCUCCACAGACCCCGUGGCUGCCAAGGAGGUGGUGCUGGCCGAGAAGCCGCUCAUCUCCGAGGAGACAGACCUCAUCGAGCCCACGCUGCUGGACGAGCUCAUCUGCUACAUCGGCACACUGGCCUCCGUCUACCACAAGCCACCCAGCGCCUUCGUGGAGGGAGGCCGGGGCGUCGUGCACAAGAGCCUGCCGCCCCGCACCGCCUCGAGUGAAAGCACAGAGAGCCCGGAGACGGCCCCUGCCGGAGCGCCCCCUGGAGAGCAGCUGGAUGUCGUCCCUACGCAGGGCGACCUGCUGGGUGACCUCCUCAACCUGGACCUCGGGCCUCCGGUCAGCGGCCCACCCCUGGCCACCUCCGCGGUGCAGAUGGGCGCUGUGGACCUGCUUGGCGGCGGCCUCGACAGCCUGGUACGUCCUAGGCGCCUGGACAUCGGGGCCCCCAACUUUGUGGCACCCCCAGCAGCAGCAGUACCGGCCAACCUAGGAGCGCCCAUGGGUAGUGGCCUGAGUGACCUCUUUGACCUGACCAGUGGUGUGGGCACCUUGUCGGGAUCCUAUGUGGCUCCCAAAGCAGUCUGGCUCCCGGCCAUGAAGGCCAAAGGGUUGGAGAUCUCGGGCACUUUCACCCGCCAGGCGGGCUCCAUCUCCAUGGACCUGCAGCUGACCAACAAGGCCCUGCAGGUCAUGACCGACUUUGCAAUCCAGUUCAACCGCAACAGCUUUGGCCUGGCCCCCGCUGCCCCACUCCAGGUCCACGCGCCGCUCAGCCCCACCCAGACCGUGGAGAUCUCCCUGCCUCUCAGCACGGCGGGCUCGGUCAUGAAGACAGAGCCGCUGAACAAUCUGCAGGUGGCUGUAAAGAACAACAUAGACGUCUUCUACUUCAGCACCUUGUACCCGCUCCACAUCCUCUUUGUGGAGGACGGGAAGAUGGACCGGCAGAUGUUUCUGGCCACGUGGAAGGACAUUCCCAAUGAGAAUGAGGCCCAGUUCCAGAUCAGAGACUGCCCUCUCAACGCGGAGGCCGUGAGCAGCCGGCUGCAGGGCAGCAGCAUCUUCACCGUGGCCAGGAGGAACGUGGAGGGCCAGGACAUGCUCUACCAGUCUCUCAGGCUGACCAACGGCAUCUGGGUGCUGGCUGAGCUGCGCAUCCAGCCUGGCAACCCCAGCUUCACGCUGUCCCUGAAGUGCCGAGCGCCAGAGGUGUCCCAGCACGUGUACCAGGCCUACGAGACCAUCCUGAAGAACUGA